Molecule: messenger RNA, 159 nt
Organism: Nerophis lumbriciformis (worm pipefish)
Lineage: Eukaryota; Metazoa; Chordata; Actinopteri; Syngnathiformes; Syngnathidae
Source: RefSeq, a predicted model, not a curated record
AUGAAGUCGUCCCACAAGACUUUCCGUAUCAAGCGCUUUCUGGCCAAGAAACAAAAGCAAAAUAGGCCCAUUCCCCAGUGGAUCAGAAUGAAGACUGGUAACAAGAUCAGGUACAACUCCAAGAGGAGACACUGGAGGAGGACAAAGUUGGGCCUGUAA